Rotaria socialis is the source of this 957-nucleotide messenger RNA. The record is from the annotation of a GenBank genome assembly. Lineage: Eukaryota; Metazoa; Rotifera; Eurotatoria; Philodinida; Philodinidae.
AUGCAAAGCCGUUGUUCUCCUCGGUGUGCAGAAAAUAACAUUAUUAAUAUUCCUGCUAAUGCUACAUGGAAGCAGAACGGAGUGACUAUUGCUGGAGGUAACGGGGAUGGGGGUGCCACUAAUCAACUCAAGCAGCCUCUUGGUCUCUUCGUUGAUGAUGAUCAAACAGUGGUUAUUGCUGACUACAUGAAUAAUCGUAUCAUGCAAUGGGAGAACGGUGAUACAACGAAUGGACAAGUUGUUGCUGGUGGUAAAGGCCAAGGAAAUGGAUUAAAUCAAUUGAAUAUUCCAACUGACGUGUUAAUUGACAAAGAGACGGAUAGUCUCAUUAUUUGUGAUCGGGGGAAUGAACGAGUUGUACGAUGGUCUCGUCGUAGUGGUACAACACAAGGUGAAAUACUCAUCGACACGAUCGACUGUUGGGGAUUAGCAAUGGAUGAGCAGAGAUAUCUCUACGUCUCUGAUAUCGGAAAACAUGAAGUAAGGCUAUAUCAAUUGGGUGAGAAGGAUGGCACUCUCGUAGCUGGUGGCAAUGAUAAAGGUGAUGGCCUUAAUGAACUCAACGUGCCGAGAUAUCUCUUUGUCGAUCGACAACAGAAUGUCUAUGUAUCAGACAACGACAAUCAUCGUGUAAUGAAAUGGAAUAAAGGUGCAAAAGAAGGUGUUGUUGUCGCUGGAGGACAAGGUGAAGGGAGUGCUCUGACACGAUUGUCUCAUCCUAAUGGAAUCUUUGUUGAUGCGUUGGGUACACUCUAUGUAGCAGACUCGUGGAAUCAUCGUGUAAUGCGUUGGACUCAAGGAGACAAGAAAGAGGGCACUGUAGUUGUGGGUGGAAAUGGUUCAGGAACAGGAGCAGAUAAGUUCAACUACCCCUAUGGUUUGUCUUUCGAUCGACAAGGUAAUCUCUAUGUCGCCGAUUAUAAUAAUCACCGUGUUCAACGAUUUUCUAUCGAAUAA